This is a messenger RNA of Pseudozyma flocculosa PF-1, 1548 nucleotides long. RefSeq lists its product as uncharacterized. The transcript is spliced from 3 exons. The coding region runs from base 1 to 1548 and encodes 515 amino acids. The record is from RefSeq and is a predicted model, not a curated record. NCBI's taxonomy places the organism in Eukaryota, Fungi, Basidiomycota, Ustilaginomycetes, Ustilaginales, Ustilaginaceae. Gene Ontology annotation, molecular function: FAD binding.
AUGCGGUGCCCGACCUUGACGCUCCUCCUGCCCGCGCUGCUGCUCGCCUUGACGGGCGCGGGCCCCACGGGAUCGCUUCCGGUGACGACGACGACGACCACGACGGAUCCAACCUCUGCAUCGCCCUGGUUCCCCACGCCCGCCUCGAUGGCAUGCGCCGAACUCUCCUACCUCCUCGCCCCCGCCACGUACCGCAGCGCCGCCCGCUCCGACACGGCCUUUAACCUGAUCAACACGCGCUCGACGCCGCGGUGCACCGUCUUCCCGCGCUCGACGGACGACGUGUCGCGGGCGAUGCGCGUCAUCUUCCGCCACCAGGCGCGAUACGCCGUCCAGUCCGGAGGCCACUCGGGCAUGCAGGGCUGGGACACGGUCUCGGACGGCGUGCUGAUCCACCUCUCCCAGAUGAGGGGCAUCGACUACGACGCCGACCGCCGCACCGUCACCUUCGGGCCCGGAGUCCGGUGGGGCGAGGUGUACAACGCCACCGCACCGCACGGCGUCUCGGUCCUCGGCGGCCGCGUCGGCGUCGUGGGCACCGGCCUGCUCCUCGGAGGUGGACUGAGCUUCCUCAGCCCGCAGUACGGCUACGCCUCGGACCAGCUCGUCGAGGUCGACGUCGUCCUCGUCGACGGCCGCAUCGUCAGGGCGUCGUCGCGCGAGAACGUCGACCUCUUCCGCGCCAUCAAGGGCGGCGGUGGCAGGUUCGGCAUCGUCACCCGCUGGCAGGCGAGGGCCGUCGAGACGGGUACCGAGAACGACAAGCACUGGUACGGCGGCAACAUCUACUACGCCGAGGGCCAGAUCGAGCAGGUCCUCUCGGCCGUCGACCGCCUGGUUGCGUCGCCAGACGACCCGCGCGCAGCGCUCACCGCCUCGUUUGGCUUCACGCAGCAGCCCAAACUGACGUGGUCGGGCGCGCUGCAGGUCUUCUACCGGGGCGACCGGGCGGCGUUCGAGGCCCACUACGCCGAUCUGCUCGCGAUCCCGGCGGCCAUCAUGGACGUCCAACCGCGCUCCUACCUCGACGCCACGCGCCAGACGCCCGUCGGAUACGAGGGCAAGCUGAGCUACCGAUGGUGGGGCCAGAUGACGCGGCCGUCGCCGGCGGGUGAGAAGGUGACGCGCUUCCACGAGCUCUGGAGGGCGUACCGUCGAUACCUCGUCGACAACCUGCACCUGUUGGAGAUGAGCUUUAUGAGCAUUACGCCCAUCAAGACGACGCAUGUCGAGCAGAGCUACCGCAACGGCGGCAGCGUCAUCUCGCCGCCGCGCGGCGUCAACUUUGCGUCGGUGCAGCACUCCGACUACCUGUUUGCCAACCGCACCGCCUUUCCGGCGUCGAUGGACGUCGAGCGCGCCGCUCUGGGUGCCGAGUGGAGCCGGUCGGCCGAUGCGCGGGGCCUGCCGCUCUUUCUCAACGAGGCCGACAAGAGCCAGGACACGUUUGCCACCUACGGCGCCUUUGACGAGAUGCGGCGGACCUAUGCCCGCUGGGACCCGACGAGAUUCAGCAUGAGGCUGCAGGACGGGCCCAAGGGGCUGUGA